CAGCGUCCGGCGGCGUCGCGGGCAGGCGGGUGGCGGGCGUCGGAGGCGGCGGGAGGGGCCGCGGGGGCAGACAAAGCCGUGGCGGCUAAUGAAUGGAAGAAGGGCGUCCGCCCGCACCGUCCGUGGCCCGCACCGGGCGGGAGCCCCGCCGCUCGACCCCGGCGCCCUCGGUAAUGCAGAGGGACUGAUGACAUGGCAGCGGCCCCGCCUCCAGGACAGCAGGAGGGUCUGCACGGGCCGCACCGGUGUCCGCGCCGCCCAGCACUCAGCAGGACUCCUGGCGGCGGCGGUCUGCACCCCGACCGGGCGUGCUCACGAGCCAGGGCCUCCGCGUUCCAGUGAGACGUGUGGUCGGCCAUAUUCAUGAGUGUCCCCAAAGACGCGGUGGCUUGGGAAACACUGAAGAUAGUUACGUUUGGGGACGCAGACGAGCGUUUGCGCCAUUUCUUCAACCGGACACACAGGUCGACGUGAGGACACGGCUGGAAUAGUUAUGGUCCGUCAUGGAGAAUAACCAGGAAACCCGUCCCCAAGGGGGCGGUGCUUUCCUUUCAGAAAAAGUAAACAUUAAAACAGAAGAGGAGGAGGAUGGUCCCAUUCUGCACUGCAAUUUGGAAAGAAUGGACUUCAAAGCUGAGCGCGAGGGCAGGAAGGCGGCCGACAGCGGCGACGAGCAGGCGGCCGCCGGGGAAGCGAGCCGCGGGGGCGCACCCCCCGGGGGGGCCUUCCCGGCCGACCAUGAGGAGGACUACGGGGCGCUGUUCUCCCAGUACAGCAGCACCCUGUAUGAUGUCGCCAUGGAGGCCGUGACGCAGAGCCUGCUGGCCGCCCGCGGCGCGGGCUCCAGGAAGAAGUCCCCGGCCUGGAAGCACUUCGUCAUCUCCCCGCGCGACAGCACCAAGGCCGUGUGCGUGUACUGCAUGAAGGAGUUCAGCCGCGGCAAGAACGAGAAGGACCUGAGCACCAGCUGCCUCAUGCGGCACGUGCGGCGGGCGCACCCCGCGGCGCUCGUCCGGGAGGACGGCAGCGUGUCUGCCCUGGUGCCCCUCCCCGCCCCCGCCCCGCUGCCCGUCCAGCUCGGUCAGAAAACGGCCUCCCAGGCCCCAUCCCCCGACUGGGCGGCCGAGGAGUCCACGCCCGCCCUGUCUUCCAGAGAGGCGCCCGUCUCCGACCCGCCUGCCUCUGAGAAGUGCCCCAGGGACGAGCCCCACGCGGGGCCGCCGCCCCUCACGCCCCACUGCGACGACGCUGCAGACAGCGGGCCCGAGAGGAGCCUCCCGCUGCCGAAGGGCACCUCCGGGUCCCGCAGGUGGUCCGCGGUCUGGAAGCACUUCUACCUGUCUCCCCUGGACAGCUCCAAGGCCGUGUGCGUCCACUGCAUGAACGAGUUCAGCCGUGGGAAGAACGGCAAGGACCUGGGCACCAGCUGCCUCAUCCGGCACAUGUGGCGGGCGCACCGGGCCAUCGUGCUGCAGGAGAAGAGCGGGGGCGCGGGCGUGCCGCCCCCGUACUCCACGGCCCCCGCCCUGCUGCCCGCCCUCCCGCCCCCCGAGGGGGAGCCCAGGGCUCUGUCCUCGUCCCCCGGGAAGCUCGUCAAGGAGCCCUUCCUGCCGGCCUCGUCCCCUGACCCCCUGACCGAGGACAGGCUGGUGCGGCUGAGCCCUGGGGGCGCCCUGAGGGAUGAUCCGUCAGCGCUGUCGUCCUCCGACGAGGUCGGCGAGGCCGCCUCCGCGUCCUCCCCCGAGAAGCGACGGGGAGACGGGUCGGGCCCACCCGGGGCCGAGCCCGGGGCCGUGUUCCAGCAGAACAAGCGGGUGAUGAAGAGGCUGAAGUCGGAGGUGUGGCACCACUUUUCGCUGGCCCCCACGGACAGCCUGAAGGCGGUGUGCCGGCACUGCGGCUGCGCCGUCAGCCGAGGGAAGAAGGGGGACGUGGGCACCAGCUGUCUGAUGAGGCAUCUGUACAGACGCCACCCGGACGUGGUCGGGAGCCAGAAGGGCUUCCUGGGGGGCGGUCCGGCCCAUUCUUCCUACGGCGCCGUGGCUUCUGCAGAGGGCUCCUCCUCCAGGCUGACCGACGUGGCGGCGGCGGCCCUAAGAAACAGCCCGGCCCUGGUUCCCGUCCACAGCAAGAAGACCUCCAAGCUGUGGAACCACUUCUCCGUCUGCCCCGCGGACCCCACCAAGGUCGUGUGCCUGCACUGCGGCCGGACGAUAAGCAGGGGCAAGAAGCCGACCAACCUGGGCACCAGCUGUCUCCUGCGGCACCUGCAGAGGUUCCACGGCAGCGUGCUGGCGGCCGACGCGCCCAAGGCCACACUGCCCCCUGCUCCGGGCGUGCGUGUGCCCCUGCGCGCAGAACUGUCGGGAGCCGCCUCCUUUGAUGACGCCGACGAGAAGUUCUACGAUUCGCAUCCAGUGGCCAAAAAGAUCACGAGUCUCGUGGCUGAGAUGAUCGCACUUGACCUCCAGCCGUACUCGGUGGUGGACAACGUCGGCUUCAGCAGGCUGCUCGCGUACUUGAAGCCCCAGUACUCCCUGCCCUCCCCCUCCUACUUCUCCAGGACGGCCAUCCCGGGCAUGUACGACAGCGUGAAGCAGAUCAUCAGGGCCCACCUCAAGGAGGCAGAGAGCGGUGUGGUCCACUUCACAGCCGGGAUCUGGACGAGCCACCAGACCCGGGAGUACCUGACGCUCACCGCCCACUGGGUCACCUUCGCGUCCCCGGCCCGGCCGCACGCCGAGGACCGCCACUGCUCGGCACUGCUGGACGUGUCGCCGGUGGACUGCGACUACAGCGGCAGCAGCGUCCAGAAGCAGCUGGAGUGCUGGUGGGAGGCCUGGGUGACGUCCACCGGCCUGCAGGUCGGCAUCACGGUGACGGACAACCCCGGCAUCGGGGAGACGCUGCGCGAGGCGGAGCACUCCAGCGUGCAGUGCUUCAGCCACACGGUGAGCCUCAUCGUGGGCGAGGCCGUCAAGGGCCAGCGCCUGGUGCAGAGCCUGCUGAGCGUCGCCCGGAAGGUGUGCGAGCGGGUGCUGCGGUCGCACCGGGCGCGCGAGCGGCUGGCGGAGCUGCAGCGGGAGCACGAGCUGCCGCCGCACCACCUGCUGCAGGACGUCCCGUCCCGGUGGGGCACGUCGCUGCGCAUGCUGGAGCGGCUCGUGGAGCAGAAGAGGGCGGUGGACGAGAUGUCCGCCGAGUGCGGGUUCCGGGAGCUGAUCAGCUGCGACCAGUGGGAGGUCAUGCGGUCCGUGUGCCGCGCGCUGAAGCCCUUCGACGCCGCGAGCCGGGAGAUGAGCGGCCACGUGUCCACGCUCGGCCAGGUCAUCCCCAUGAUCCACAUCCUGAACAGGAAGGUCGAGAUGCUGUUCGAGGAGACCACGGGCAUCGACACCAUGCUCAAGUCCCUGAAGGAAGCCAUGGUGAGCCGCCUGUCCGCCACCCUCCGCGACCCCCGGUACGUCUUCGCCACGCUGCUGGACCCUCGCUACAAAGCCUCCCUGUUCUCCGAGGAGGAGGCGGAGCAGUACAAGCAGGACUUGAUCAGGGAACUGGAAAUGCUGAAUUCUACCUCAGAGGACGCCCCCGUCUCCAACGGGUGUGGCCCGGGCUCCCCACCCAGAGCCUCCGGCGGGGUCGAGAGCCUGUGGUCCCUCAUGGCCCAGGUGACACAGAAGGGCCCGCGGGAGAGGGCGAAGGUGCCCGAGGCCAUGGUGCUCGCGUACCUGGAGGAGGAGGUGCUGGAGCACAGCUGCGACCCGCUCGCCUACUGGAGCCUGAAGAGGUCGGCCUGGCCCGGCCUGGCGGCCCUGGCCGUCAGGUUUCUGGGCUGUCCCCCGAGCAUCGUCCCGUCGGAACGGCUGUUCAGCACGCCCACCGAGAACGGUGGCUUCGGCCAGUCCAGGCUCCUGAUGGAGCAUUUUGAAAAACUCAUCUUUUUGAAAGUGAAUCUUCCUCUGAUAUACUUCCAGUAUUGAAGUCGCCGCGGAGCCCCCAGGCUACAGAUGGUGUCGCUCACGAGGCACCAGCGCUUGUGGCCUGGUGGCCGGCCGCGGCCGGGGCCGGGCGGACACCGGCCAGGCCCCCUCAGGUCCGCACCGAGUGCCCCUCCAGACUCACUGUAACGUCCCCGUGUGCCUUACUGCUAGCUCUUCAGGCCAGGUACAUGACGUGUCUCUCAAGAAGCCACUAGAAAUAGCCAGUCUCAUCGAUGAUGAAAUACGAUGAUUAAGUUUUAAUCCUUAACUGUAAAGUUUUUUAAAAGCUGGGGGUAGUCAUUUGUUUUACUAGAAUGACAUAGAAGAUGUAAACAAUUUUAUUCUGUACGUUUUUAUUAUGUAAAAAACCACAAAUCAGGUACUGUAUUUUAGUGAAAAAUUGUUUUUAUUGCAACCAAACGGCCUUCGGGCUGUCCAGCAGAAGCUGUAAAUCGGAGGAGCUGAAGCCAUCCUGACCGAGCGGUGUCUGCCCGCAGCUGUGACGUGCGUGUGGCAUGCAGAGAGUGUUCCGGAAGGCACCUUCCCUGCACGCAGAUGGGGCAUCUGGGGAGACAGCCAGACUCACGUGCGUCGUGGGGCGUGGGUUGCACGGUGGCGGCCGAGGGGAACGCCCCGUGUUCCUGCCUGCGUCCAGGCCUCCCGCGGCCAGGUCACCCGGAGCCCUCCUGGCCGGCCGUGACCGCGACGCGGUCCUGGUGACCGCUCCUCCACGCCUGACGCAGCGUCUCUGCUCUCUGAGGGGUCUUUUGACAUCCGUGUGGACCCCCCAGUCGGAUGAGGCCACACGUGAAACCCUCUCUAGAAGAGGUGGCUCGUUACCAGGGAAGGGAAGCAGGUGGUCCCGUCACAGUUGCAAGAACGGCCUUAGCUCUUCAGGUUCUUUAGAAGGGGGAGGACUCCGCCAUCACGGGUAUCUCAGAGUCCCGGGACACCGGCAUGAAUUGUCGGUUGUCGGAUCCCUUUGCAAUGACGUGUCCCAGAGCUGUUGCGGCAGCACCUACACGAGGGCUCGGUGGCUCAUGUCACACCAAUUAAUUACGCCAGGUGAGACGAGUCCCUCGUUGCCUCUGACCCUGCCGAGUAGGUGUGUCGUCAGAAAUGCUGUACCUGUCGGUCCGGCUCUGCGCCGACUGUGUUUCAGUGUAUUUAUAAACGGUGAACUGUUUCUGAAAUUAAACUUUCUAUUUCCGAUUUUCUACUGUCGGAGGAUGCUGCCUC
Phyllostomus hastatus (greater spear-nosed bat) is the source of this 5219-nucleotide messenger RNA. RefSeq names its product zinc finger BED-type containing 4 (gene ZBED4). The transcript is spliced from 2 exons. Bases 504 to 3980 code for a protein of 1158 amino acids. NCBI's taxonomy places the organism in Eukaryota, Metazoa, Chordata, Mammalia, Chiroptera, Phyllostomidae. The record is from RefSeq and is a predicted model, not a curated record. Gene Ontology annotation, molecular function: protein dimerization activity; DNA binding.